AUGCCGCAAGCUAUAGGAAACAAGACCUUGUUUAGAAACGCGUUUCCGAGAUUCCACGGUAAUUCCUCCGUUUUUUCGUGUUCUUCCUUCUUUUUUUCCAGUGACGAUCCUGCUUAAACAUAUUCAUUUAAAUUUAGUUUACGCAUAAAAAAAUCCUGAUAUCAUGGCACCAAUUCCCGAAAGCUUCGUGCAUUUUAAUCCAUCGUAAAACCUAACUGUCGCACUGUAUCUUCUUUCCAGGUAGCGCAUGUGGAGUUAUACAAUGCUCUGUAUUUUUUUCAUUUAAUCCGGAAUUUUGUAUGAUUUUGAUCUGAUACAUUUACGACGAGAUAUUUGCCGCAAUUUCUUGCGAAGAAAGCCAGAUGAUGUCCAGAGUCGUAGAGUUUUAUUGAUGGAUGGUUUCCCGCAAUUUUUUUAAAAUAAAAUGAUAUAAAAAAGAAUCAGAAGACAAAAAGUGCGGAAAUCUGCAGAUCCUAUGUCUGAAAAAAAUCGAGGAUCAUAAAUAAACGUUAUCGGGAAAUCUGUGCAUCCUCUCGAUUACUUAACAGAGGCUAAAUACUUGAUGAUAAUCAUAAUCAUCAUCAUAAUCGUAGUCUGUUGAGGCAAUCUGUAUUUUCUCUGGGGAAAUGUAGAAUGGAUCAUCUCUGAGGAAACAUCCAAGUGCCACUGUUUAUUAUCCUCCAGAUUAGCUGCCAGUCUCACCAUAUUAAUUCGCAUGCAAAAUUAUUUAGCCAACUCAGUCUCACCAUAUUUUUGCCCUUUUUAUCUUAUAUGGGUCGCUGAAUUAGAAAUCUGUGUUGACUUUUAGGCUGAAUUCGAUUAAGUCAACUUCUCAUAUCCCUGAAUCUUGGAGUUCACCUUUUCGCCUUUCCCUGCAGACAGGUUCUUUGUUCCAAGUCAACGCUUGAGACAUCGGCCGGCAUCAGUAGCAUCUUUCUCAUGUUCUCUGCAUCUUUUCGACGCUCCACAGUCCCCACACAGUGAUAAACGCCCAACUCAGGUAGGUGCCAUUCCAUUUCCCUUCAAAUCUUUCUAAUUUUGGCCGUCUUCAUUUAUAUAUACGUCAAGAAAAAUGGUCCUAAUAAUCUAAUAAUCUAGUCGAUAUUAGACCUAAAAAUCUAGUCGAAAUCAUGGACCAGAUUCAAAAAUUGCCAGCAGAUCAGUUUCGAGUCAGAACAAUCCGAUUUCCCAAGAACUUCGGGUUUCUUAUUUAUAUAAUAAAUGAUAAUGCUCUCUGGAGAACAGAUUAGAAAAAAAAGGAUUUCCUGUUGUUGCCAUAAAAAUUACCCAUGCUCAUACAAUAAUCAACGACACAGUGUGAACUUGCUGCGAUUAACUAAUAAUAACGAGCAUUUUAUGUUGAUAUCAUACAGAGAAUAUACCUGCUAUGAAUUUCUCAUGCCCUUACAUUUUAUUUAUCUAGCUCAGUAAUUUAAAAAAGAACAGUAUGAACUUACUAUCAUCCACUAAGCAUUAAUUAUCACAGUGUUACAAAGCCUUCUAGAGAAAAAGAAACUAGAUCAGAGAUGGAAUAUGGCUGCCAUCAGCAUCCCAUGCCGACGGAUUUUAUUUAUUUCACACAGUUAUGAACACAGUGUGAGCCCGUUAACAUUAACCAGAAAAAUUGAGAUCCCUCUUCCUCGGUGGAACAUGAAUCCAGAUCACAGCAGUCGGCAGGAGGAGGUCCUACUUCCAGUCAGACACCUACGUCCUGUUGGAGCCGGGCAAAGGGGAAGAGUUCAUCUCUGAGGAGGAACUGAAGGUGCGGUUGAAGGAUUGGCUGCAGAACUGGCCCGGAAAUAAUCUGCCCCCUGAUUUGGCCAGGUUCAAGACCAUCGACGAUGCCGUUGACCAUCUUGUGAGAUCUGUCUGUGAGCUUGAGAUCGAUGGCGAAGUGGGCACCGUCCAGUGGUACCAAGUUCGACUGGAAUGA
Messenger RNA from Spirodela intermedia, 1933 nucleotides. The record is from the annotation of a GenBank genome assembly. Lineage: Eukaryota; Viridiplantae; Streptophyta; Magnoliopsida; Alismatales; Araceae.